GGCUCAAGCGUUCGCAUGCCCUCCGCCUCGGCCGUUCCGAUGGCCGCCGCGCGUGGGGCUAGAGGGGCUUGCGCGCCGCUUUCUGCCGCUGCCUCGCUGGUCGAGGCGGCGGUCCGCGGGGCGGCGCUGGCGAAAGCACCCCGCAGGACGGUUGCGGCGGUGGCGCGCGCGGCGGUAUCGGCUGGCCUCUUCAGGCUGACCGAGGCGCCCUUGCUACCGGCCGAGACGCCUGCUGUGGGGCUUGGACCCGAUGGUGCGCCCGAUGCGCCGCCUGCCGUCGCCGCGGCGCGGGAGGCGCGUCGGCGAAGGCGUCGACGUCAGGCCGAGCGUCGUCGCGCUGCUGGGGCCCCUGCCGCUGCUGCGGCGGGCGGGACGGCUGGCGGCGACGACGACGGAUUGGCGGAGACCCCCACGGGCGCGCGGGCGGCGGGGGGCUCCCAUGCUGCCGCGGCUGCUGGUGUAGCAGGUGCUGCUGGGGCUGCGCGCGCGGGCUUGGAGCUCGUGCUGGCGGCUGGGGCGGCGCCUGCGGUGCCAGGCACCCCGAUGUCGGACUUCGGGUCCGACCUGGACGACGAGUGGGCGGACGGCCUCACUUCCCGCCGGCGGCGGAGGAGGCAGAGGCGGGUGCAGCCGCGCGUGGGCAGGGGCCCCGCGGCUGCUUCGACGUCGGCGGCGGCCGAGCUGGCGGCGGCGCCCUCGGCGCCUGCGGCUGGCGGUGCUGGCGGCUCGACGGCGACACUCGACGACGUCCAGGCGCUCGCGCAGAGCUUGCUCGAGCAGGUUGGUGCUUCGCCGUGGCACUUUGCCGAAGUGCGGCGCAUGCUGGGGCAGUUGCCGAGCGUGGCCCGCGGCGCGUGACGCUGGUUGGGCCUGCUGGGCCACCGCCAAGUCGGCGUGAGGCAUCGGCCAAGUCGGCGUGAGGCGGGCGCUCCUAGGGGAGCAGGCGGCGCAGUGUGUGGGGCGCUGCGCCGUUCGCCGCCUUCGCCGUCGCCGCCUUCGCCUACGACGUGCUCGUGGUGCUGGAGGGCGGCCAUCGGGUGUCGGACUCGGUGGGGGUGGCCUUUGGCUGCCGCGCGCACAGCUUGGCUGCGUGUGCUUUGCUGAUG
This is a messenger RNA of Prorocentrum cordatum, 1106 nucleotides long. The record is from the annotation of a GenBank genome assembly. NCBI's taxonomy places the organism in Eukaryota, Dinophyceae, Prorocentrales, Prorocentraceae.